Messenger RNA from Porites evermanni, 5009 nucleotides. Lineage: Eukaryota; Metazoa; Cnidaria; Anthozoa; Scleractinia; Poritidae. The record is from the annotation of a GenBank genome assembly.
AUGAAAAGCGAACUGCACCUUUGCCUUGUUUUCUCUGUUUUUCUGACCACUUUACCACAACUUGAUGGUACUGCUAUACCCAACUCUAAGCAAGAAAGAAAAAAGGUUUUAAUCCUGGGAGCAGGAGCUGCAGGGAUCACCGCAGCUAUGACCCUUUACGAUCAAGGCAUCACAGAUUUUCUUGUAUUGGAGGCUCAAGACUACAUAGGUGGCCGAAUAAAGUCAGUGCCCUUUGCUGGCAAGAAUAUCGAGGAAGGAGCAAACUGGAUUCAUUUCGUGGAAGAAAAGGAAAAUCCUCUUCUACCUUUACGCGACAAGUACAACUUAACAGGAUAUUUGUCUAAUUUUAGCGACUUUUGUAUGAAGUGAGUUUAAUACUCGGAGAACUUAAACAAAACGGUGUCAACAAGAACUUCGGUUUUUUAUGACAGAUGAAGAAAUAAUCACAUCCACCGCUUUUUUCUCUGUUUAACCCAUAGGGUGUGCCAAAAACAAAAAAAAAAUACCACAGUAAGAAAUAUCCUUUUUUACAUGAGCUCUAAUUGUAACAUUUUCUUGGUAACUUAUUCAUUUAUUUAUUUAUCGCGCGUUAAUGACAGUUGUAUCAGCUGUCGAAUGCAUCUUUUCAUUCACGAUAGCAUAAAGAGCUAGUCAGAUAAAACGCCCGAAACUAUCCUAUACUAAAAACAGAAAUCUUGUUUAGCACUGAGAUUCGACCUCUUUUCCAACAAGUUUAUAUACCCUGAAUAUUUGAAAAUCAGAGACCCCUUUCCGAACAAAACCAAAGAUAAAUUAAAGAAUUUCAAAGCAAAUAUCCUGUUCGAUUUAGUUUUUCGGGUCUCUAGUCACCUUAUCUAAUAUUUGUGGGACAAACGAUCAUAUUUACACUGAGCCUGGUUACCAAAAUACUGGUUGGUUACAAGUCGUACUUGCAAAAAAUGCCUUUUUUUAAUUAGCAGGGCCAUUUGAUGGGCGCGGUGGGGCGGUGGGGGGGGGGGGGGGGGGGGGGGGGGGUCGUACUUGCAAAAAAUGCCUUUUUUUAAUUAGCAGGGCCAUUUGAUGGGCGCGGUGGGGCGGUGGGGGGGGGGAGGGUGGGGGGGGGUGUGAGGGUGGUGGGGGGAAGCGCAUCACCGGAGUAGAUUACCUAAAAUUUAUGGUAUUUACUGGGCAUUCGUUUGAAUUUGAAUUUUGAUAAGACAAUGCUUAUAUACAUGCUACCUGAAUUCUGCUUUUCUUGGAAACGAUUCGAAUUUAUGUUUUUGCUAUGUAUUUUACAAUCCGUUUGCUUCUGGAGCCUAGUCGUUCUGGCUAAAAAUACAGUUUUGUACCUUUGAUACGUUUUUUUAAAAGGUAGCCCCCAAGCGGAUAUGGAAAAAUAAAGUGCAUCGUUAUUCAGAAAAAGGUGUGAUCGAAAAUACGAGGAGCAUUUGUCUAAUUUAUGUACAAUGCAUAAAUUAUAGCCUACGACUUAAAUAGCAAUUUCUAAAAGAAGGUUAUAAAGUGCAUCUGUGCACCUUCUUUAAGAAAUCGUUAGUUAAAUCAUAGUGUAUAAUGUAUGCAGUGUACAAAAGUAAGACAAAUGCUCCGUGAAUAUGUGACAACCUACUCAUUAUGAAAUGACUCCUGGGCUCAAACCUUUCACGGUUUCACAGUAUUAACUAAGUUACUAGCUUUUGUGCCUUGAUUCAGUUUGGUUUGAUUUGAAUCAAAAUAUUCCGACGUCAGAUUAUGUUUACGAGAGCAUCAUCUCAUGUAGGUUGUCAAAUCUCGCUCCUUAUAACCCGCCUUUGUAAAUACCCCUAGUCUAUGAUUUAAAAAAAAGCCUAGCAACUCCUGUCAGUGUGACAGAGUAGCCACUAAUACGUCCAUCCGAAGACACGACAAAUAAAGAAGUCAAUCAUGUUAGAAACGACUCAAGCAAAACACAUGGUUGAGUCAGCGUUGCAAUGGUCUGCUGUAUUGCACCGAAGCGAGGCAAAAUGUCCUUCUAACAUCUGGCGAGGUUUAAACUGGUAUCUAAGUGAAACUUCUUUUUCUCAAAUGCAUGCAACGCGUGAUACUGAGGAAAUACCAUGUGCAUGUUUAUUGUUCAUUAUGUUCAUUUUUGAAAUAGCUUUCGAAACGUCAUCAGUUUCUUUAAUCUUUUUAAGCGUAUGACCAAGUUACUUUAUUAACUCAGAAUUGAUAAAAUCAAAUUUAUGUGUUUCAUUCCCUCACUGACGCAGCCCACAAAUUCAGAAAUAAACUAAAUAAUCGUUAAUAAAAGGCGUGUACAGUUGAUAGAUUGCAGGUAGAAUUCGUUUUCAGGUUAAUCUAAAUAUUUAAAUCGGACUCUUGCCCCCAGAAGACACGUGGUAUGGUGUGAUUCCAUGGGUGUUGUGAGUUCUGGGUCAGGGCUUUAAAUCAGAGUGCGCGGAUAUUUUUUAUCAGAGUUUUCUCUGGAUGAUGCGCCAUACUGACGAGCCCCGAAAAGUGCGAAACAGCUGUCUAUGGCUACAAUCCCGCUCUGAUUUGAUUUUUUUCGGUGUCGUGUUGAUGACGAUUUGCAGAGUUAAUUUUCACGUAGUACGAUCAGCAUUGCAGUAUUCUGCUUACAGAAUUUAAUAUGUCUACAUUAUUAUUUUUGCUGAUCAGGUCUUUGUGAUUCUACGUACGUUCUUCGGCAUAUUCGUUUGAGGGUCCUUUGCAGUCCUUUGUGGUUAAUGUUUGUAAUCUACAUAUUGUAGUAUUCACCCUAGUUUAAUUCUAGCCCGAGAAAACAGACGACAUUUCGCGACGCCACCAAAGGUUUCCCCAGCGCGAAUUGUCGUCUGAGAAACGGGCGCAAAAAUUCCAUACUGAUGACGCGUCACUACCCAUAUCUGGGUAGUGACGCGUCAUCAGUAUGGAACUUCUGCGUUCGUUUCUCAGACGUCAUUUCGCGCUGGGAAAACCGUUGCUGGCGUCGCAAAAUGUCGUCUGUUUUUUCAGGCUAGUUCAAUUCAGGAUUUCCUUGAUUUCCUAGCCCUACCAUGAUUCUUACUAUACAAGACAAAGGAAAUACUGGAGCGGAUUAUAGUAGCAACAAACAGUUCUACAAUUGAUUUUGCACAUUUUCUUGUUAUGUCAAGGUGUCUUUUUUUCACAGAAACGACUCCGGCGAAGAUGUAACUGAUCUGCGUACGUACAGUGAAUGGAAGAAAGUAAGCGAAAAGUUAUUUGCGAUGGGUGAGAAAAGGGGAGAGGAAGAUCAUCCUCCCAGAGAUAUGCCGGUCUCGGUUGCGCUGAAGCUUCUGGGUUGGAUAUCAGACACUCCAGCAAAGAAAACAUUGUCUUGGUUUGACCUCGAUUUUGAAUAUGGUGAUGGCGAGAAAGGAACUUCUCUGAACAACAUGGGAUUUCCUCCUGAGAAGGAUUUCUUCGUCACUGAUCAAAGAGGCUACUGGACGCUGUUCAGUGAGUUUUACAAGUCUUUCCAAGACAAAAUCUUGCUGAACAAGGUUGUUCAGAAGAUUCGGUAUUCUAAUGACAGCGUUACAGUUGUUACAGCUAGCGGAGAAGUCUUCAGUGCAGACUACGCUUUGUCCACGUUUAGUUCUGGCGUUCUUGGCAGCAGUUUUAUAAUGUUCAGACCCCCCUUACCUAAGUGGAAGAGAGAAGCAAUUUAUCGUUUUAGACCUGUUUACUUCACAAAGAUUUUCCUGAAGUUCCCAUAUGACUUCUGGGAUGAUCAUGAAUGGAUUAUGCAUGCCUCCCAAAAACCAGGCAAUUUUCCAACUUUCUUCGACCUGAAUCGACCAGGAUUCUCUCCAGGCUCCAACCUUCUUUUCACAGUGGUAACUGGAGAUGAAGCACUGAGAAUAGAAAAGCAAAGCGAUUUGGAAACAAAGAAAGACGUGAUGGAUACCCUACGAAAAAUGUAUGGAAACACGAUACCGGAAGCGAUUGGUAAGUAGCGUCCUUUUAGUCCUUUCUCUCACUUCAGGUAAACUACCUGAAGAUCAAAAUAAGAUAAUCUUAAUUUAUUUCAAACAUCUAUUGAACUACAUGUUCUAUUGUAUGUCGCACUAUAUGUUCUUUAGUUUGCUGGUGGCAGUCUCAGCCAGGCUUUUAAAACAACCUGUCUGCGAAUGCCCUUAUCAGAGUCGACAGAGUCGAAUGAACCGUGAAACAUGAGUGAAUGCUGGGUCACUCAGGUUAUUGAUGAGUAACUGAUCAAUAGAUGGGUCAAUAAAGUCUUGGUAUUAUUUCAUCUGUCACUUGUGAAGCCAUGAUAUUUGUUAAGUUUUCGUUAAUCAACUUUGUAGAUACUCUUUACGUUAUCUCUUUAAAACGAAACAAGGCAAGCGAAAAGUAAACAAGGAGAAAAGUUCUACCUCAGAAGAACUUAACCACCAGUUGUUCUAAAAGUUGUUAAUUGUUAUCAUUAUUAUUAUUAUUAUUAUUAUUAUCAUCAUCAUCAUCAUCAUUAUUAUUACUAAUAUCAUUAUUACUAUUAUAAUCAUUUAUUUUGAUAAAUUAUUUUAACAUUUAUUUAUUAUUGAUACUUUUUUUACCUGACGUACUGUAUCCAGGAGCCGAUUACUUUAGUAGAUUAGUAAUCGGCUCCUGCUGUAUCCUAAUCCUUUCAUUCAAUGUUUAUUGGUUGUAAAGAAUUAUGAGGCUUCACCGAAGAACCUCGUGUUUGCCUUGAAGUCCACAGUGUAUCGUUCACCUUAUAAGAAGUGUUCCUUUAGUAUUUCUUUACAUUUCUUACGUCACCAUUAGAUAUCCACGUCAGCAAAUGGUCACAGAACCCAUUCGUGCGCUGUGCAUGGACGGAUCCUGUGGUGGGAACGAGCUGGGGACACUACGAAAACAUGUCUGGUCGACUUAAGAAUCUUUUUUUCGCCGGUGAGAGCAUCAGUGAUGAAUAUUAUGGCUACGUACAGGGAGCGUACUUUACUGGGCGCGAUAAAGCUGCUGAGAUCGCCAACUGCAUCAAGGGAGGAGCGUGUAAAGCAUACAAGCCCGCCAAAGAAGAAAUAUGA